AUGGAGGUGACUGGGGUACUCGAAAGUACAGGAACACUUGAAGUGACUGGAGUACUCGAAGAUACAGGAACACUUGAAGUGACUGGAGUACUCGAAGAUACAGGGACACUUGAAGUGACCGGAGUACUCGAGGAUACAGGAACACUUGAAGUGACUGGAGUACUCGAGGAUACAGGGACACUUGAAGUGACUGGGGUACUCGAGGAUACAGGGACACUUGAAGUGACUGGAGUACUCGAGGAUACAGGGACACUUGAAGUGACUGGGGUACUCGAGGAUACAGGGACACUUGAAGUGACUGGAGUACUCGAGGAUACAGGGACACUUGAAGUGACUGGGGUACUCGAGGAUACAGGGACACUUGAAGUGACCGGAGUACUCGAAGAUACAGGGACACUUGAAGUGACCGGAGUACUCGAGGAUACAGGAACACUUGAAGUGACUGGAGUACUCGAGGAUACAGGGACACUUGAAGUGACUGGAGAAGAUGAUGCAACCGAGCUAGACGUCGCACUGCUUAUAGCAAUACUCGAUACUGAUUGCGAUGAGCUUGGGGACAAAGUUCCAAUUGUGGAGCUUGCCGAAAAAGAUAGAGAAGUACUUCCAAGCAAAGAGCUUGACGAAGGACUCGAUGAUGAGGCUCCGGAAGAUGGAGUUCUUGUACUAGAAGACGACCCAGUGGAGGAAGAUGUCCCAGGUGAACUUGACGGACCGGUGACAGUGCAAUCAAGACAGCCUGAUGUCUUUAUGGGCGAGACCGAGCUUGAGGUCUGA
Molecule: messenger RNA, 774 nt
Organism: Penicillium macrosclerotiorum
Lineage: Eukaryota; Fungi; Ascomycota; Eurotiomycetes; Eurotiales; Aspergillaceae
Exons: 1
Coding region: 1-774 (257 amino acids)
Source: RefSeq, a predicted model, not a curated record